Messenger RNA from Heteronotia binoei (common prickly gecko), 1432 nucleotides. RefSeq names its product zinc finger and BTB domain containing 9 (gene ZBTB9). Bases 42 to 1421 code for a protein of 459 amino acids. Gene Ontology annotation, molecular function: protein binding; RNA polymerase II cis-regulatory region sequence-specific DNA binding; DNA-binding transcription factor activity, RNA polymerase II-specific. Gene Ontology annotation, biological process: regulation of transcription by RNA polymerase II. Lineage: Eukaryota; Metazoa; Chordata; Lepidosauria; Squamata; Gekkonidae. The transcript has a single exon. The record is from RefSeq and is a predicted model, not a curated record.
CUGUCCGUGGCAGCCGCGUGGCCGAGGCCAGUCAGGGCGUGAUGGAGCCGGAGACGCGCAGUGUGCAGAUCCAGUUCCCGCAUUAUGCGGCCGUCCUGCUGGAGUCGCUCAACAAGCACCGGCUGGAGGGGAAGUUCUGUGACAUCUCCAUCCACGUCCAGGGCCGGGUCUUCCAGGCCCACAAGAGCGUUCUGGCCGCCUCCUCCCCCUACUUCCACGACAAGCUGCUGCUCAAUGACACCAACUGCAUCGUCCUGCCCAGCGUCAUCGAGCCCGAUGCCUUCGAGAACCUGCUGCAGCUGAUCUACUCGGGGCGCCUCAAGCUGCUCCUGGAGGCCCUGCCCAGCCACCUCCUGGUGGCCAGUGGCCUGCAGAUGUGGCAGGUGGUGGACCAGUGCUCGGGCAUCCUCAAGGAGCUGGAGGGGGGGCCCUGUCGGCCGUGGCCGGGCCGGGCCAGCGAGAGCCAGUCGCCCAGCAGCAGCAGCUACUUUGGAGCCCGCGAGGAGGCUGCGAGCGGAGGGGAAGGGCCUGGGCGUCGCUUGCAGGACGGCUGCCCGGAUGAUGAGGUGCUGAAGAUCCAGGUGCCCCACGACGACGACGAAGAGGAGGAGGAGGAAGAGGAAGAGGAUGACGAGCGGCAGGCCCCAAUGUGCAGCGGCUCCACAGACAGCCCCGUGAAAGUCAUCCUGGACGAAGGUGAGGAGGGGGAGCGCGACGGCUGCUCCAAAGGGCCGGGGAACACAGGCUCUGCCCUCCACGAGGCCCCCAAGGUCUUCUACAUCAAGCAGGAGCGCUUUGACGCAGAGGAGGCGUCCACUUCGGUGCUGGGCAGUGGCGCUGGCUCCUCUCUGCCCGAGUCGGGCUUUCUCAAGGCCUUGGGCCGGCCUCUCAGCAUGGCUGAUGUGCCUGGACUGUGCCAGGCGGAGAUCCAGGAGACCGGCGAGGUCAGCUACAUCCUGCCCAGCGGGGCCUUCUCGUCCACGGCCACUCCCAGCUUCUCCGGGAAGGCCUCGGACUCCUCGGUGCCUUUUCCGGAGAGCUCCUGGAAGCCGGUCGACCUCCACGGGAACGAGAUCGUUGCCCACGCCAUCCACGGGCAGGUGGUGCACGCCCCCGUGAAGCUGAUGUCGGCCCCCGACGGCAAGAGGUUCGGCUGCCUGUGCGGGAAGCGCUUCGCGGUGAAGCCCAAGCGGGACCGGCACAUCAUGCUGACCUUCAGCCUGCGCCCCUUCGGCUGCUCCGUCUGCAGCAAGAAGUUCAAGCUCAAGCACCACCUCACCGAGCACAUGAAGACGCACGACGGGAACCUCUACGCCUGCGAGGACUGCGGCCGCAAGUUCCGCGUCCAGAGCUGCUUCCUGAAGCACAAGGAGCUGUGCAAGGGACAGGGCUGGGCCACCGCCUGCUGGACCUACAAGUAGGGGGGUGGGAG